Molecule: messenger RNA, 1026 nt
Organism: Closterium sp. NIES-65
Lineage: Eukaryota; Viridiplantae; Streptophyta; Zygnematophyceae; Desmidiales; Closteriaceae
Source: the annotation of a GenBank genome assembly
AUGCGGUUUCCUCCCCCCUCGGCUUCUGCUUUCGCAGCAGUAGCAGCUUCCCCCGAAUCCCUCCUUCUCUUGGACCCUGCCACGUCACAGGUCCUUGCAGCCAGCUCAGCAGCUGCUGCAGCGCUGGGAAUGACACGUGGCGAGUUGGAAGGAGUGCGGUUCGUAACUCUGCUGCAUGGUGUGAAGGAAGACGCAUGGGUGCAAGCGCUGGGAGCUGCAGUGCUGACUAAAAGCCUUGCAGACUCGGUCAGAAAUGCUCUUGGCGACGGUAAUGCAACACAAUUCAGCAGCAGUGGGGCCGGUAGUGCUGGCGCUGCUAGCAGCAGUGGCGAUGGUAACGGUGGCGCUGCCGGCUUUAUUACUCUCAGGUUUCGCCUGGCUCAUAGCAGCCGCCAGGGAGCUCUGGUGGGGGAGAGAGUGCGCCUGGAUAUCUGCCUGCCUCCCAGGCCCGCACUGCCAUCCUGCACACCUGCUGCUGCUGCUGCCCCUGCUGCCGCUGGUGCUGCUGCUGCUGCUGCUGCUGCUGCUGCUGCUGCUGCUGCGCCUGCUGCUGCUGCUGAUUCUAGUCCUCCCAGUCCGUCUUCCUCCUCUGGCACUUGUGCCAGUGCAGCACCUGCUCCUGCUGCUCCUGCUGCUCGACAUGCUGCUCAACGGCCCGCUCCCCCUGUGGCGUCGUGCUCUUCUCUCCAUUCCCCUUGUGCGGCGCUGCUUUCAGCCCCUCUCCUCGCAUCCUUGCAUCCUGCUGCUGCUGGCGCGUCGUCUGCUGUGCUGUGCUCUCUGAGUCUGGCUGCAUUUGAGAGAGCUAUGGAGGAUUGUGCGGGGGCGAAUGGUGGGGUGAACAGUGAAGCUAGCGGUGGUGGAGUGGAAGGGAGUGGGGGCUGCAGGGGACCGAACAGGGUUGGUGUAGCAGCAAGGGAGGGAGAGGGGAUGGGUGGAAUGUGCCGGCGACAGCAUGAACAGUACUCGGAGGAGAACGGGCAGCUUGACGGGCAGGCAGGUGGAUCUCUCCCCUCGAUUCAUUCAUGA